Malus domestica (apple) is the source of this 3822-nucleotide messenger RNA. The record is from RefSeq and is a predicted model, not a curated record. Lineage: Eukaryota; Viridiplantae; Streptophyta; Magnoliopsida; Rosales; Rosaceae.
GGGUGCGAUAAAACAGCCAAGACCUGCUUGGCGUUUCUCUCCAGUUGAACUCCUCUUGACUUCAGCUAUUUCUUGCUCCAAGCUCUCUCUCUCUCUCCCCUCUCUCUCCCCCCCUCAUCCUUUCCUUCAAAACUCACACAUUAUUUCUGUAAAUUUGUCUGUUUUUUAGCUUUUGGUUGCUGUUACGAUCUACCAAAUACACCACUACAUUUUAUGUUUUCUCCCCAUACUGCUGUCUGCGUCCGCCAUUAAAAUACAUAAAGAAAGAGGAAAAAAGAAGACAAAUUUCGCAAAUUCGAGAGAAGCCCAGUAUUUUCUUCGCCCUCUUGUUCUUGAACCCCCGACCCAAUAGAUCCGCCAUGCUCAGCCUGCGGCCUCGCCGCGAUUCCACUCCGUAUACUACCAAAUGGCAGAACAAGUUUGAGGAGAAUUUGGAGCAGUGGCCACAUCUGAAGGAGUUGGUGCAGUGCUAUACAACUGACUGGGUGAAGGAUGACAACAAGUAUGGUCACUACGAGAGUGUUGGACCGCCCUCAUUCCAGAACCAGAUUUAUGAGGGUCCUGACACUGACAUUGAAACCGAGAUGCAUCUUGCAAGUGCAAGGCGAACCAAGGUGGAAGAUACUACUGAUGAUGAUGUCCCCAGUACCUCGGGAAGACAAUUCACAGAGGCUACUGUAUCUGAUUCAGUACAGUCCAAUGAUCCAAAGCAUUUUGGUCAAUCUCCCCUUCCUGCCUAUGAACCAGCAUUUGAUUGGGAAAAUGAAAGGUCAAUGAUAUUCGGACAAAGGAUUCCAGAAACUCCAAUAUCUCAUGGAUUGAAGAUCUCAGUGAAGGUUCUUUCCCUAUCAUUUCAAGCGGGAUUAGCUGAGCCAUUUUAUGGUACAAUGUGCUUAUACAAUAGGGAGAGAAGAGAAAAAUUGUCAGAGGACUUUUAUUUUCGUCAUGCACCAACUGAAAGGCAGGAUAUUUCUAUUGAACCUCGCGGAAUCUUCUAUUUAGAUGCUCCAUCAUCAUCAGUUUGUCUGCUAAUCCAGUUAGAGAAGCAUGCCACAGAAGAAGGCGGGGUUGCACCUUCAGUUUAUUCACGCAAAGAACCAGUACACUUGACUGAGAAAGAAAAGCAAAAACUGCAGGUGUGGUCUCAAAUAAUGCCUUACAGAGAGUCCUUCGCCUGGGCUAUUGUUUCAUUAUUUGAUAACAGCAUUGGUGCAGCUUCUGGUGGGUCUGCUUCCCCAAGCAGUCCUCUUGCUCCUAGUAUAUCUGGUACAAGUUCUCAUGAUGGUGUGUUUGAGCCUAGUGCAAAGGUCACAUUAGAUGGGAAGCUAGGUUAUUCAAGUCGAAGCUCUGUUGUUGUCGAAAUAUCAAACUUAAAUAAAGUUAAAGAAUGCUAUACUGAAGACUCACUUCAGGAUCCCAAACGCAAGAUUCAUAAACCUGUGAAAGGUGUUUUGAGGCUGGAAAUCGAGAAGCACCAGAAUGACACUGUUGACUUGGAAAAUGUAUCAGAAAGUGGUAGUGUUACCAAUGAUUCUAUUGAUGACCGCAUUACCGAUUCCACAUUUGGGAAGCUCCCAAGUAAUGGUUUGGAUGGUCCUCAGGGUAGCAGCUCUAAGUGGAAUUCUUCUGACACCAAAGAAAUAUCUGGAAAUGGACCAAAUGCUUCAAUUCCUAGUACUGAUGAUUUUCAAGCUUUCGACUUCCGUACGACAACAAGAAAUGAGCCUUUCUUGCAGCUUUUUCAUUGCCUAUAUGUAUAUCCCAUGACUGUUAGUUUGAGUCGGAAGAGGAAUUUGUUCAUAAGAGUUGAACUGCGGGAGGAUGAUAAUGAUAUUCGUAGACAGCCUUUGGAGGCAAUGUAUCCAAGGGAACCAGGUGCAUCACUACAGAAGUGGGCUCAAACACAAGUGACUGUUGGGGCUAGGGUGGCCUGCUACCAUGAUGAGAUCAAACUCUCCCUCCCUGCUACCUGGACACCAACACAUCAUCUUUUAUUUACUUUCUUUCAUGUAGAUCUUCAAACAAAAUUGGAAGCUCCAAAGCCUGUAGUAAUUGGAUACGCGGCACUUCCAUUAUCCACGCAUGCUCAGGUGCGCUCUGAAAUUUCUUUGCCAAUUAUGAGAGAGCUGGUUCCACAUUAUCUCCAGGAUAUGGGCAGAGAGAGGUUGGAUUAUUUGGAAGAUGGAAAGAAUAUCUUUCGAUUGCGCUUAAGACUAUGUUCGUCGCUGUAUCCUAUCAAUGAGCGCAUAAGAGAUUUUUUUCUUGAAUACGAUAGGCACACUCUUCGAACAAGUGCACCUUGGGGUUCUGAACUUCUGGAGGCUAUUAACAGUUUGAAGAAUGUUGAUUCCGUUGCUUUGCUUCAGUUUCUACAUCCAAUUUUGAAUAUGCUUCUCCAUCUAAUAGGAAACGGUGGAGAAACCCUCCAGGUUGCAGCUUUCAGAGCCAUGGUUAAUAUCGUCACCCGGGUGCAGCAAGAGUCGGUUGAUGAUGCUGAGAGAAAUCAUUUCCUAGUUAAUUAUGUUGAUUACGCUUUUGAUGACUUUGGGGGUCGUCAACCACCAGUUUAUCCUGGUUUGUCAACUGUUUGGGGGAGUUUGGCUCGUAGUAAGGCUAAAGGAUAUCGUGUUGGACCUGUGUAUGAUGAUGUUUUGGCAAUGGCCUGGUUUUUCCUUGAGCUAAUUGUCAAGUCAAUGGCAUUGGAGAAGAUGCGUCUUUUCUAUCAUAAUAUUCCUUUAGGUGAAGAUAUUCCGCCUAUGCAAUUGAAAGAAGGUGUAUUCAGAUGUAUAAUGCAGUUGUAUGAUUGCCUACUAACUGAAGUGCAUGAACGUUGUAAGAAGGGAUUAAGCUUAGCAAAGCGUUUAAACAGCAGUUUAGCUUUCUUUUGUUAUGACCUCUUGUCCAUCAUUGAACCUCGCCAAGUUUUUGAAUUGGUGUCCUUGUACCUGGACAAGUUUUCUGGGGUUUGCCAACUGGUUCUGCAUGAUUGCAAGCUCACAUUUCUACAAAUUAUAUGCGAUCACGACCUUUUUGUGGAAAUGCCUGGGAGAGACCCUUCUGAUAGGAAUUACCUUUCGUCUGUUUUAAUACAAGAGCUAUUUCUUACGUGGGAUCAUGACGAUUUGUCUCUGCGAGCAAAGGCAGCUAGAAUUUUGGUAGUCCUUUUGUGCAAGCAUGAGUUUGAUGCACGAUACCAAAAGCCUGAAGAUAAACUAUAUAUAGCCCAGCUCUAUUUUCCACUUAUUGGACAGAUUCUUGAUGAAAUGCCUGUAUUUUACAACCUCAAUUCUGUUGAAAAGCGUGAAGUUUUGGUCGCAAUUUUGCAAAUUGUACGGAACCUUGAUGAUUCAUCACUUGUCAAGGCGUGGCAGCAGAGCAUUGCUAGAACUAGAUUGUUUUUCAAACUCAUGGAGGAAUGCCUUGUUCUAUUUGAGCACAGAAAACCUGCUGAUGGCAUGCUUAUUGGAUCUAGUUCUCGCAGUCCUGUUGUUGGCGAUGCCCCUGCGUCCCCCAAGUAUUCUGAUAGACUAUCCCCUGCGAUCAACAACUAUCUGUCUGAAGCAUCUAGACAAGAAGUCAGGCCUCAGGGUACUCCUGAAAACAGUUAUUCGUGGCAGAGAGUAAAUUCUCAGUUAAGCUCCCCUAGCCAGCCGUAUUCCUUGAGAGAAGCACUGGCUCAGGCACAAUCUUCUAGAAUUGGAGCUUCUGCUCAAGCAUUAAGAGAAUCUUUGCAUCCAAUAUUGAGACAAAAAUUAGUAAGUUUUGUGUAAGCAUUGUGUGUUUGUUUGAUUGCAGCAUGAGCCCCAUUUACAUUCUGCAAUA